AUGGCACUGGACAAUGGCAAGGACAAUGGCAAGGCUAUCCAGGCUCUGGAGCGACGGCGUCGACAUCAGCCCCAGCUAGCCGCUGUUCCGGCGGUGGUCUCGGGCGCGUCGUCGGUGGUGGUCCUGGCCGCAUCAGCCCCUGCUCCGUGUCAAAAUGGCUCAAAUCCUACAGGAAAUUCCUGUGUGAGGAAGGAGGAAGUUGACCCUAAGUUGAUGCUGGAACACAUGAAAUAUGUGAACUUCACCACAAAGAAUGGGGCCAAGGUUGUGUUUGAUGAAAACGGGGACUCUGGUGCCCAGUAUGAUCUAGUCAACUGGCAAAUGAAAGAAGGAUCCGUCUGCAGAGAACCGUGUCCACCAGGGACUCGAAAAGCAGUAAACAAGAAUAAGCCUUUAUGCUGCUUUGAUUGCUUUGAGUGCCCAGAAGGAACAAUUAGUAACCAGUCAGAUUCUCCUGAUUGUUUGGUCUGUCCACCUGAACUUUGGUCAAAUGAAAAGAGAAACAAGUGUGUUCUGAAGCCUACUGAAUACCUCUCACACAAGGAGAUCAUGGGGGCACUCCUAACUGCACUUGGCACCAUUGGUGUGUUUUUAUCACUUUUGGUAUCAACAAUAUUUUUUACUCAUAAGGAGACCCCCAUCGUAAAAGCCAACAACUCUGAGCUGAGCUUCCUGCUGCUGUUUUCAUUAAAGCUGUGCUUCCUGUGCUCUCUCACCUUCAUUGGACGGCCAUCUCAGUGGUCCUGCAUGCUGCGACACACAGCCUUCAGCAUCACCUUUGUCCUCUGCAUCACUUGUGUUCUGGGAAAAACAAUAGUGGUUUUAAUGGCCUUCAGGGCAACACUUCCAAACAGCAAUAUGAUGAGAUGGUUUGGGCCUGCACAGCAGAGAAUCACUGUUCUCAUGUUCACCCUCAUUCAGGUUGUUAUCUGUAUACUGUGGUUAACAAUAAACCCACCAUUCCCAAAUAUGAACAUGCAGUACUAUAAAGACAAGAUCAUUUUAGAGUGUGCUGUGGGUUCAGCUGUUGGAUUCUGGGCUGUGUUGGGUUAUAUUGGCAUUCUUGCUCUCUUGUGUUUUAUACUUGCUUUUCUUGCAAGAAAGCUACCAGACAGCUUUAAUGAAGCUAAAUUGAUCACCUUCAGCAUGCUGAUAUUCUGCGCAGUCUGGAUUUCGUUUAUCCCUGCAUAUGUGAGCUCUCCUGGGAAGUUCACUGUAGCUGUAGAAAUAUUUGCCAUCCUGGCAUCAAGUUUUGGUCUGCUGCUUUGCAUUUUUGCUCCAAAAUGCUAUAUUAUUAUAUUUAGGCCAGAACAAAACUCAAAAAAGAAUGUAGUAGUAAAAAUACCAUCGAGAACGCUUUAA
This is a messenger RNA of Cololabis saira (Pacific saury), 1362 nucleotides long. Its product is annotated as extracellular calcium-sensing receptor-like. The coding region runs from base 1 to 1362 and encodes 453 amino acids. Gene Ontology annotation, molecular function: G protein-coupled receptor activity. Gene Ontology annotation, cellular component: membrane. Gene Ontology annotation, biological process: G protein-coupled receptor signaling pathway. NCBI's taxonomy places the organism in Eukaryota, Metazoa, Chordata, Actinopteri, Beloniformes, Belonidae. The record is from RefSeq and is a predicted model, not a curated record. The transcript has 5 exons.